CCCCCACCCCUCCCGCCCCGGCCGCUGCCCGAAUCAGUGGGAGGAAGAUGGCGGCGCUCAUCCCCCUCAGCCAGCAGUUUACUGGGAAUCCAUUAUAUGAAACUUACUACAAACAGGUAGAUCCAACAUAUACGGGGAGAGUUGGGGCAAGUGAAGCUGCACUGUUCCUGAAAAAAUCCGGUCUCUCUGAUAUUAUCCUUGGGAAAAUAUGGGAUUUGGCUGACCCAGAGGGUAAAGGAUACUUGGAUAAACAGGGUUUCUAUGUCGCAUUGCGCCUUGUAGCAUGUGCACAGAAUGGCCAUGAUGUUAACCUGAGCAGUCUCAACUUGACUGUGCCACCUCCUAAAUUUCACGACACUAGCAGUCCUUUGCUGAUCACCCCACCUUCAACAGAAACUCACUGGGCUGUUAGGGUGGAAGAAAAAGCAAAGUUUGAUGGUAUUUUUGAAAGCCUUUUGCCAGUAAAUGGUUUACUUUCAGGAGACAAAGUAAAACCAGUACUGAUGAAUUCAAAGCUACCUCUUGAUAUCCUAGGAAGGGUCUGGGAUCUCAGUGAUAUUGAUAAAGAUGGUCACCUGGACAAGGAUGAAUUUGCUGUGGCAAUGCAUUUGGUAUAUAGAGCUCUCGAGAAAGAGCCAGUUCCUUCACUAUUACCCCCUUCUCUCAUACCACCUUCUAAAAGAAAGAAGACGCCUGUCUUCCCUGGUUCUGUUCCUGUUCUUCCUGCAAGUCCUCCACCAAAAGACAGCCUCCGUUCUACCCCUUCUCAUGGGAGUGUCAACAGUCUGAACAGCACGGGGAGUUUGUCUCCCAAGCACAGCAUUAAGCAAGCACAGCCCUCUGUGAAUUGGGUGGUACCAAUGUCUGAAAAAGUGCGAUAUGAUGACAUUUUCUUAAAAACAGACACAGACAUGGAUGGGUUUGUGAGUGGCCAAGAAGUAAAAGACAUUUUUAUGCAUUCAGGUCUCUCUCAGAAUCUCCUAGCACAUAUAUGGGCUUUGGCAGACACAAGACAGAUGGGAAAGCUGAGCAAAGAUCAGUUUGCACUAGCAAUGUAUCUCAUCCAACAGAAGGUCAGUAAAGGGAUUGAUCCUCCACAAGUGUUGUCUCCAGAGAUGAUCCCUCCCUCAGAGAGGAACACUCCCAUACAGACUCUGUCAGGUUACUUGACCUCUGUAGGGACUGAGAUCUCAACACUAACAGAAAUGCGUCGUGAUAGUUCAAGUUCCGUUGGAUCAGGCGAAUUUACAGGGGUGAAGGAACUGGAUGAUAUUAGUCAAGAAAUUGCACAGCUACAGAGAGAAAAAUACUCACUAGAGCAGGACAUUAGGGAAAAAGAAGAAUCAAUCAGACAGAAAACCAAUGAAGUCCAGGAACUCCAAAAUGAUUUAGAUAGGGAGACAAGUAACUUGCAAGAGCUGGAGGCUCAGAAACAAGAUGCUCAAGACCGCCUGGAUGAAAUGGACCAGCAGAAAGCCAAACUAAAAGAUAUGCUGAACGAUGUAAGGCAGAAAUGCCAGGAAGAAACACAGGUGAUUUCAUCACUAAAAAUGCAGAUUCAAUCUCAGGAAUCAGAUUUAAAAUUACAGGAAGAUGACCUUAAUAGAGCAAAAGCAGAGCUGAAUCGCCUCCAGCAAGAAGAGACUCAGCUAGAGCAGAGUAUCCAGGCUGGAAAAGUGCAGCUUGAAACAAUAAUCAAAUCUUUAAAAUCAACACAGGAAGAAAUAAACCAGGCAAGAAGUAAACUUUCUCAACUUCAAGAGAGUCAUCAAGAAGUCAAUAAGAGUAUAGAAGAAUAUAAUGAAGCUCUCAAUGGGAUUCAUGGUGGUAGCCUGACGAAUUUGGCAGACAUAAGUGAAGGCAUUGGGCAGACAGAAAGAAACAACUAUGGAACUAUGGAUGAUCCAUUUAAGAAUAAGGCCUUGAUGUUUACCAAUAAUACACAAGAACUGCAUACAGACCCAUUCCAGUCAGAAGAUCCUUUCAAAUCUGAUCCAUUUAAGGGAGCAGACCCUUUCAAAGGCAGUGACCCAUUCCAGCAUGAUCCUUUUGCAGAACAACCACCUGCUCCAGCAGAUCCAUUUGGAGGUGAUCCAUUUAAGGAAAGUGACCCAUUUCGUAGUUCUGCCCCUGAGGAUUUCUUCAAGAAACAAGUGAAGAGCGACCCAUUUACCUCAGAUCCAUUCACAAAACCCCCCAGUUUGCCCUCAAAGCCUGACCCUUUUGAAAGCAGUGAUCCUUUUACAUCUUCCAGUAUCUCUUCAAAAGGUCCAGAUCCAUUUGGAACACUGGAUCCAUUUGGAAGUGGUACUUUCAGUAGUGGUGAGGGAUUUGCAGACUUCAGUCAGAUGUCAAAGUCGGUAGCUUCAGACCCCUUCGCCUCCUCUUUUGGAGGGAUGGGAUUCUCAGAUGACCCCUUCAAAAGCAAAUCAGACACACCAGCAUUACCACCGAAGAAAAAUGUCCCUCCACGACCCAAGCCACCCAGUGGUAAAAGUACUCCUGUAAGCCACCUUGGGUCUUCAGAUUUUCCCAAGCCCCAUGAUCCAUUCCAGCCAUUUGGGGCUGACAGCAGUGACCCGUUUCAAAGUAAAAAGGGGUUUGGGGACCCAUUUAGUGGAAAAGAUCCAUUUGCUCCCUCCUCUUCAAGUAAAACUUCUAAAGACUCUUCCUUGGGGUUUGCAGACUUCAGCUCUUUUGGAAAUGAAGAACAGCAGCUGGCAUGGGCAAAGCGUGAGAGUGAAAAAGCAGAGCAAGAAAGACUAGCUCGAUUGCGGAGGCAAGAACAAGAAGACCUUGAGUUGGCUAUUGCACUCAGUAAGGCUGAUAUGCCAAACUCUUAAGUAGAGGUUCUUUGGCUCCACCCUGUCCAAGUGAAACCCUUAAACGUGGCUUUUAUAAAAAUACUAAAUUCUUGGUUCAUGUUGUAAAAAUAAUUUUAGUCACCUUCAACUCUAAACAAGACUGGCUGGUUAUGUCAAACUGGGCUCUGUGUGGCUUUUCAAGUGCAUAAUAUGCAGGAAACACUGUAUAAGCUGUAUUAUAUGUUCUAGAUAAAAUUUACUGCUUGUAAGAAAUGUAACGUAUGAUCCUAAGAUACCGAAAGCAAAGUUUCUUUAUCUGGAAGACGAUGUUGCGUAUAGUGAACUGCAACUUAUGAAUCUGGCUUUAUAUUACCUGAAUUCCACGGGGGCUUUGAGGCUGCAGUGUGAAUUUCAAAGAAAAUGUCAUAAAAUUGUAAUAUUUAUAGAAUUAGCUUUCACUUAUUGCAUUUAUUUAAUAAUUCCUGGUAGGUUAAUCAGUACGUCAUCUGCAUCAUCUAUGUCGAAGUCUUCAGCAUAAAUUCGUUAUUAGGUGGUCCCUCUUUAUCCAGGAGAUGUGGCCUUUACAAAAGAAUCUGGCAAUUUAUAUAUGAUGGAUACAGACAUAGUGAACUGUACAAAAUAUUAUGAAUCUCUAUCAAUGAGAAGUUCUUCUAAUUUAAACAUUAGUUUGCAUUAAGUCAUAAUAAUUGUGUGUGAUGUUGUAAGAGAGGGAAUUAAUUCAGUUGUAAAUUGGACAAAGAAUUUGGCAAUUAAAUCAUUAGGUAAAAUCUUGCUUUACCUCGUAAGCAAGCGAGAUUGUGAUACAAGUUUGAGGGCUGC
This is a messenger RNA of Strigops habroptila (Kakapo), 3644 nucleotides long. It is a transcript of the gene EPS15L1, whose product is annotated as epidermal growth factor receptor pathway substrate 15 like 1. Gene Ontology annotation, biological process: endosomal transport; endocytosis. The coding region runs from base 48 to 2843 and encodes 931 amino acids. Gene Ontology annotation, molecular function: calcium ion binding; cadherin binding. The record is from RefSeq and is a predicted model, not a curated record. Gene Ontology annotation, cellular component: clathrin coat of coated pit; cytoplasm; plasma membrane. The transcript has 25 exons. Lineage: Eukaryota; Metazoa; Chordata; Aves; Psittaciformes; Psittacidae.